CGAAAAUAAUUUCACUCUCUCACCGAACAAAAUACUUCUCUCUCUAAAAAUCUUCAUCCUCCUCUGUGUCGCCCGCAAUCCCGUCUCUAUUCAUCUAAUCAUAUAUACAUGCCAUAAAAGUAUAUCAUACGUAUUCUCAGCUUGGUCAAUUUGUGUUAUUUUCAAUCCUUUUAUCCUCUAGUUGAUUCUGCUUGCGAGGGAUUGGUUGUUUAGUUGACAGGUGAUAUGAUCUAUGAGCUGUUGAGUUUGGUUUGAUUGGGCGUUUAUUGUGAAUGAGAUAUGGGAUUGGAGUCCGUUGGUGAAUUAUUUGAUUCAUCAUCUUCCACAGCAAAAUCCCAAUUUGAUCGUGGGUCUCAAUAGGAUCGCCGAUCCCACCAAUCAAUUGGGGGAUUUUUUGGGUUUCAUUGUUCAUGCUGGUAUUAAAUUAAUUGUGGUUUUUGUUACUGGUGGUGGAGGGGUUAGUGUCAUGGACGAUGCCAGCCCUAGCAAUGGAAAAGCAGGUCAAGCUAGAACAACGGCGGAAGUGGGAACUGAUUCGUCGAGGUGGCUCCCCAAGGAGGUGGCUUUUGCACCAUAUUUGCGGCAGGAGAUUGAGUCCUCGAACCACAAGGCUCAAACUCUGAGUGUAGUUGUUCGAAAACCUUUUGUAGCAAGGCUAACCAAGGACAUUAUUGCAACGUAUCAAACAUGCAAUCCACAGUUCAAGUAUUCAGAAGAGUUGAACCCAAAAAGAUAUUUAACUAGUCCUUCAAUUGGUGUCAACAAUGAUGGCUUUGAUAAUGUGAACUCAGAUCUUAUUCUGGCUGUGAACUUUGCGUUGGUCAAUUCAGAUAGGCAGAGAAGGUAUGUGGUCAAAGAUGUUCUUGGUCAUGGGACUUUUGGGCAGGUUGCUAAAUGCUGGGCUGCAGAAACAAACAGCUUUGUUGCGGUUAAGAUAAUCAAAAACCAACCUGCAUAUUAUCAACAGGCACUGGUUGAAGUGUCGAUUUUGACUACGUUGAACAAGAAGUACGAUCCUGAGGAUAAGCAUCACAUUGUUCGUAUUUAUGAUUACUUUGUAUAUCAACGUCACUUGUGCAUAAGCUUUGAGCUGCUUGACACAAAUCUGUAUGAGCUUAUCAAGAUAAAUCAUUUUAGGGGAUUAUCAUUGAGCAUCGUCCAGUUGUUCUCCAAACAGAUUUUACAUGGGUUAGCUCUACUAAAGGAUGCUGGGAUAAUACAUUGUGAUUUGAAGCCAGAAAACAUUCUUUUGUGCACGAGUGUGAAACCAGCAGAAAUUAAGAUAAUUGACUUUGGAUCAGCUUGCAUGGAAGAUCGCACUGUUUACUCAUAUAUCCAGAGUCGAUACUAUAGAUCUCCUGAGGUUCUUCUUGGGUAUCAAUACACUACGGCCAUUGACAUGUGGUCCUUUGGAUGCAUAGUCGCUGAAUUGUUUCUAGGGUUGCCUCUUUUCCCUGGAGCCUCAGAAUUUGAUCUUCUGAGAAGAAUGAUUGAAAUACUUGGAGGACAACCCCCUGAUUAUGUACUAAAGGCAGCAAAAAACACAAGUAAGUUCUUUAAAUGCAUUGGGACUGCCCACAAUCAAGAGAAUGGUGAACCUAUGGGUGGCAGAAGUGCUUACCAAGCAUUAACAGUGGAGGAAUAUGAAGCUAGAGAGUUGAAAAGACCAGUGAUUGGAAAAGAGUAUUUCAAUCAUAUGAACCUUGAAGCGAUUGUCACAAAUUAUCCUUACAGAAAAAACUUACCAGAAGAAGAUAUCAUUAGAGAAAGUCAAAUAAGAUUGGCCUUGAUUGAUUUCUUAAGGGGACUUGUUGAGUUUGAUCCUGCCAAACGCUGGUCACCUUUUCAAGUAAUAAAGUUUGCACUUGCUUCAAAACAUCCUUUUGUGACGGGGGAACCCUUCACAUGCCCUUACAAGCCUCCCCCAGAGACUCGUCACAUGCCCGUAGCUCAAAAUCUCAAGGUGGAUCAUCACCCUGGUGGAGGGCAUUGGUUUGCCGCAGGUCUCUCCCCCAAUCUUACGGGCAGGAGUAGAGUUGCCUUGCAUAACGGUCCACAUAUUCAGAUGGGGCCUUAUGCACAUGCUAGCAGUUAUGGCAGUAUAGGAAGCCACGGUAGCUAUAAUGAUGGUAUUGGGUUAGGAAGCAGCUAUGGAAGUUAUGGAGAUGGUAGCAAUAUGUUUGCAUAUUAUUCACCUGUUGGUCCAUCUGGGAUGAACAUGUGUGCACAGAAUAGCAUGUCAAUGCUUGGAAGUAGUCCUGAAGCAAGACGGAGGAUUAUUUCAUACUCCCAUGGAAAUGGACUAGGUGCCAGCCCAUCAGCAGGAAGCUUUGCUCCACUGCCCCUUGGCACUAGUCCUUCACAGUUCACUCCACUAAGCUCUUACGGUCAAGUUUCAGCUGGCUCUCCUGGACAAUAUGGACCAACCUCUCCUGCAAGAAGCAGUUGUCAUGGGUCACCUUUAGGUAAAAUGGCUGCAGUCAGCAAUUUCAAUAGAAGAAAAAGUUGGGGAUAUUCUGGAAGUUCUCAAACUCAGGAUAGCUCAUCCUCACAUUGGCAAGGACAAACUACUGAGGGUGCAAGCUCUAGCCAAGCUGAGGGGAAUCCUCAAGGACUUGGUGGUUCACCCUCGCAUCUGCAGUUAAGUUCAGGGUCUGCGAGCUUGAAGCUACAGCAAGGCGGCGGAGUUGGUGCGGGUUACGUUAAAAACAUGCCAGGUUCCUUUAGACUCGGUUCCAGUAUGCAACUUACUCAAAGCACAGGGGAAAAUCAUGAUAAGCCUGAUGUAUCUCAGUCAUUGCCGGAUCCUGGAGAUUGGGAUCCAUACUACAGCGAAGAACAACUUCUUCAAGAUGACAGCUCAGAUGUGAACUUAAGCUCUGACUUCAGCAAAGGCAUGCAUCUUGGUUCUGCUGAUCCGCUUGCUGGAUUCGGAAGAUUCAGUAGGGGCUCAAAUAUGAACUCAAACAUUAUUUACAGACAAAAUGGACCUAUUCAAACAUUUUCACAUGUUGAGGUGGGCAACCCCCCUUCAGGUCAUGAUCAGCAUGCUGGAUAUGGUCGUUCAAUGUAUAAAAAUUCUCAUUUCAUUCCUCAUGUCUCACAAAAUUCUCCAAGCCGUUUCGGACAGCAGCCUGUUCAGCGGCUUAACCAAGGGAAUCACUCCUCUGUUCGGGGUACCGAAUUGAAUCAUAUGAAGGUCCAGCUCCCUCCUUCUAGCUUCCACUCUGGGGGCCAGCGCUCUCCUGGAAGUAGUUCAUUUAACAAUGGCAUGUCAUGGGGGCAUAGGGCUAAUCAUCCCACCACAAGUAUUCCGCCUACAUCUCGAGGAAGAAAGGACUAUGGCCGGAUUUCCUAGUGCUGUAAUUCAGCUUAAUUUUUUUACUGGGAGGGAUUGUGUACCGAUUGUUCACAAGAAAGUUGUAUUCCAACAGUUAACAUGCCUAGUGGGCUCAUACUAAGAGCGUAUCAUCUGUCAGGGCAUGUCAAUUCAUUGUGCUUGCAUAAAUAUAAUUUAUGGUUUUGAUUUCUUCUUA
Molecule: messenger RNA, 3536 nt
Organism: Tripterygium wilfordii
Lineage: Eukaryota; Viridiplantae; Streptophyta; Magnoliopsida; Celastrales; Celastraceae
Product: dual specificity protein kinase YAK1 homolog
Exons: 18
Coding region: 467-3358 (963 amino acids)
Biological process (GO): peptidyl-serine phosphorylation; peptidyl-threonine phosphorylation
Cellular component (GO): cytoplasm
Molecular function (GO): protein tyrosine kinase activity; ATP binding; protein serine/threonine kinase activity
Source: RefSeq, a predicted model, not a curated record